GCAGCAGGCACGCAUAGCUUAUCCCCGCACUGCUGCUCCGCUGAGCUCGUUUACGGCAUUGUACGUGUGUCUGGAUCAGUGCCGCACUGCUGCCCUCAUUCCUGAACUGCGCGCAGUCGUACCGCCAUGGCCGACGCCCCCAGCUGGCAGCCCCUGCCGCCGCGGCGGCGCAAGCGCCAGAAGAGCGACCCGACACCUAGUGUGUCCGCCUUCGAGCAGAAAGCAAAAGCCAACGCCGAGGCCGUCGCGGCGAACGUCGCGCAGCGAGCGGCGGCCAACGCCAGGGGACGACCCGAAGUAGCAGAAGCCACGAAGAAGGUCAUGCAUGGUGAUUAUGAGCAUUUAGAUCACACUGCGGACGUCCAGUUCCACGCCUGGGGGGUAGAUUUUGAGAAGGCAUUGGAGGCAUUAGGAUGCUGCUUGUUCGAUUACGUGACGGAAAUUGUGUCUAUAAACGAGACGGAAGAGGGCGCAAGAACCCAUGAAAUCGAGGGCGCGGACAUGAAGAAGUUCAUCUUUCGCUUCCUGGACGAGUUGUUGUACGCGUUUACUGGGGACGAUAUUGCGUGCCGGACGGUCUCCGUUAAAGUGCAUCAGCGCGAACCAAUCUUCAAGGCCACCGUCAGAACGACGGGCGAGAAAUUUGAUUUGGAGAAACAUCCGCAAGGCACGGAGGUCAAAGCCAUCACCUAUUCGGCAAUGCAGAUCCACGAGAAGCCUGAUCGGUGCGACCUGUACGUCAUCGUGGACAUCUAGGUAUCGGGCG
This is a messenger RNA of Pelagomonas calceolata, 766 nucleotides long. The record is from the annotation of a GenBank genome assembly. NCBI's taxonomy places the organism in Eukaryota, Pelagophyceae, Pelagomonadales, Pelagomonadaceae.